Molecule: messenger RNA, 480 nt
Organism: Amaranthus tricolor (Joseph's coat)
Lineage: Eukaryota; Viridiplantae; Streptophyta; Magnoliopsida; Caryophyllales; Amaranthaceae
Exons: 2
Coding region: 1-480 (159 amino acids)
Source: RefSeq, a predicted model, not a curated record
AUGCCGGAAAGAUCAACCACCGAGGCAAUUCAUCUUUUGAGGAGACUGAUAGAAAAGUGUAGGGAGCGAAAGAAGGAUGUGCAUUUGGUGUUCAUCGAUCUGGAGAAAGCGUACGACAGCAUACCACGAAACAUCGUUUGGGAUAGCCUCAAGAAUAAAGGUUCAGCACUAAGUCCUUUCAUUUUUACGGUCAUUAUGGAGGAAAUCUCUAAAUCCAUCUGGGAGACCAUACCAUGGUGCAUGCUUUUCACCGAUGAUAUAGUAAAUUGGAAGAGUGGGGGUAAGGGGUUGCGCAUAAGCCAUACGAAGAUAGAAUAUUUGCGAUGCAAUUUUAGUGGGACAGAGUCGAUAGGGGAGCCAGAGGUGACCACAGCGGGAGAAGUUGUUGCAUGUACGUCCAAGUUCAAAUAUUUGGAAUCAGUGAUUCAGAGUAAUGGGGAGAUUGAAGAAGACGUUACUAAGCGUAUACAAGCGGGUUGA